AUAUUACAAAUACCCGCCAACGUGUUUGAUAAGAUACAAGCCCUGUCUGGUGUUACGCAGUUAAAGUUCCAGCAUGAUUAAGUCUUCCUUGGGCCUAAUUUCAUUAGCACUUGGAACGCAGACAGUGACUGACAGACCUGAAAGAAUGCAUGGGUAAAAGUGAUGGGGACCUCUGUCUACAGAUCCCUUCUGCUCAGCACUGGUGGGUUUAGCGUCUCUGCAUAUGUACAAAGGUUUUCAAAAAAAGAAACAGGUGCAAAGCCCAAAGCUGAAUUCUGCAAUCGAGCGAUUCAGGCAGAGAUCAGGAGAUCUCCUGAAGAUGAUACAGGUGUGAAGAAGGAGCCAACUAAAACAGAUGAACGUGUCAACUUGGCUCUUCAAUCUCAAUCCGACAAUCAAGUGGAUAAAAGUCCCCUAGCCCCCAUCACAUCUACAGAAGUGCACGCUGAGGCCAAGAGCUCAGAGCUCAGUAUUGCAAGCACCAAACAUACUGCAGAGAAUAAACCAUCUCGGAAACCCAAGGAGGUCACCAUCAAAAGCAGAGAACCCACACGAACACAGACCUUUAUUAAAGAAACGCAUGAUGUUGGAGUGAACACAGAUGACCGUGAUGCACCUGACUGUCAGAAAGAGGAGGUCACUAUUACUGUUAUAACAGGGGAGACCCAGACUCCAGCCCCUGCUGCCAAACCAGAGCUGAAUGAGGCUACUGCAUCACCUCUUGAGCGGCAUCCUGAUAUUACACAUGACAUUCUCGGUGAAUUAAAAAGAAAGACUUUGGCUGAACAAGGAGCUGGUUCUUCUACACAGGAGCAAGAAGAAGCUAAGAAAAGCUCUAAAAAUGAUGUUGAAGGAGCCAAAAAAACACAGGCAGAGAGAAAAGGGGUCUGCAAAUCCUCCAAAAGCGCUGUACCACUGACAAUAAACAACGAUACCAGCUCUGAAAAAGACUGUGAAGUUUCCUUAACCCCCCUGAAUGGCACUCCCCCAGCCAAAACCCAGAAUGAGCAGAAAACCCAGGCCAGUGAAGCACAAAAUACAGAUAAUGACAGUGUCAAGAAAAAUAAGGCUGAAAAACUCUCCAAAAUUGAGUCACCAAAUAAGUCAGCUGAUCCUGUGCAACGAACUGAGCCUGAGAAGAAGACUUCAGCAACAGAGACCAUCACAGCAUUGGAGACUAAAGCUGAGGAGACCUCAGACACUAAAGCUGUGGUGAAUGCUAAACCUCAAAAAGCAUUGAGAGUUAUCAUUGAUGACAGCCCGUCUCAGCCAGCACCCUUUGAACAUCGUAUUGUAAGUGCUAGGCAUAUGGCAGUUACCUCAUACUACUCGCUCAUUCAGAACGAGCUCUUAGGGGGGGGACGAUUCGGCCAGGUUUACAAGUGUGCAGAGCUGUCAUCUGGCCUCAUGCUGGCUGCCAAGACAAUACCAGUUAAAGACUUGAAGGACAGGGAUGAAGUCAAGAAUGAAAUUGGUGUCAUGAACCAGUUAAAUCAUGUCAAUUUGAUCCAGCUGUAUGAUGCCUUUGAGUCCAAGAACAAUCUGACUUUAAUUAUGGAAUAUAUUGGCGGAGGAGAAUUAUUUGACAGAAUUAUCGAUAAUUAUCAGCUGACUGAGCUUGAUGCCAUCGUGUUUACCAAACAGAUCUGUGAGGGGGUUCAGUACCUGCAUCAGCAGUACAUUCUCCAUUUAGACCUGAAGCCAGAAAACAUUUUAUGUGUAAACCACACAGGAAACCAAAUAAAAAUCAUUGACUUCGGACUGGCAAGAAGGUACAGACCCUGUGAUAAGCUGAAAGUUAACUUCGGCACCCCUGAGUUCCUGGCACCAGAAGUAGUGAACUACGACUUUGUUUCAUUCCCUACUGAUAUGUGGAGUGUGGGAGUUAUCACGUAUAUGCUACUGAGUGGGAUGUCUCCUUUCCUUGGAGAUAACGACACGGACACCAUGAACAAUAUCCUCCAUGGCAACUGCGAGUUUGACUCCGGCUCAUUUGAAAAUGUCUCUGCGGAAGCCAAAGACUUCAUCUCUAGGUUGCUAGUGUCCGAAAAAUGCAGCAGAAUGAGUGCCACCGGGUGCUUGAAGCACAACUGGCUGAACAACUUAGCAGAGAAAGCCAAAAGGUGCCAAGUCCGUCUCAAGUCUCAGCUUCGGUUACAGAGCUACUUGGCUCAUCGACAGUGGAAGAAACAUUUCUAUGUCAUCGCUGCUGCCAAUAGACUGAAGAGAAUCCACCAGCGUGGGUCUGUGAAUCCUGCAUAGAUGGGUCAGGAGGGCUGUACAGGGCUUGACUUUACUACUCCACUCUCAUUUCACGUGAUUGCAUUGCAGGUCUGCCUCUUAUAGACAGAACGGUGAACUGUAGAACAACUACUUCUUUUACAUUAGCUGUAGUAUCUAAGCAUUUUAUUUUAUUUAUUUAUUUUUUGUAAUUAAUGAAGUGGUGAAACGUAUUGUUUAUAAAUGUGACAUGAAUAAUAUUGCUGAGAUUUAUAUACACAUCCAAUGAACAUUAUUACAAAUCCUUGCGUAGUUCUGUUGCUACUUAUCAGCCCACAUUGUAGAAGCCACAAAGAAAAUAUUUUAAAAUCAUAUGCAAAGCUGAUGUCUAUAUAUAGUCAGAGAACCAUUACUUUUGUAAGAAUCUAUACAAAAUGAAUAUAGCAAGGUUUUGUUUUCUUCAGUACUUCAUUAUCGAGUUAGUCAUUUCCAGCUAUAAUUGUAUCAUCUCAUAAUUAUUAGAUUGUGGUAAAACAAUCAUGGGUUUUAUUUGUUUCAAAAUUAUAACAUACAAUUGUAUUAUUUCAGCUGUAUAGUCAUAUUUUUUAUAUGCAAAUAUGUACAAUUAAACUAGAUGUACAAUACUUUUUGAGAUAAAAAGGUGUGGUGUUCUUUUGAAAAAGUAUAUAGAGGGGCAUUUAACCCCUAAUUGGCUAUCACAACUGAAAGUCACACAGUUAGCCAGUGUACUCAUAUACACAACUGUACUUACCUUCUGUGAAGGCAGCAGUGAUUUGGUGUGCAUGCACGUACUUGUGCUGAUCACUACAAACCUACUGAACUGUACAAUGUUAAAAAAUAAAUUGUGAAAGAAUUGUUUUCAGUAUGCGCCAUGCCCUUUUAAAGUCUAAUGAUCUGUGCAUCUCCCAUGGUAACGAAAUUACCAUUUUCACACUGACAGAUAUUACCACUUUGAUUCUAUCAGUAUGUUCCAACAUAUUUAUUCAGAUGUAAAAUAGGCUUAAUUUAAUGCGAUAAUUUUAGACAGAAUUGUCAUGACUACCUUGAUUAGAGACAAUUAACCUUUGUGGCUACGGAACAAUGCUUUGUACCUACUCCCUGUGAAAUGUGACAUGCCUCUCAGCAAUACUAAUUA
Acipenser ruthenus (sterlet) is the source of this 3376-nucleotide messenger RNA. RefSeq names its product myosin light chain kinase 3-like. Gene Ontology annotation, biological process: intracellular signal transduction; protein phosphorylation; positive regulation of apoptotic process. NCBI's taxonomy places the organism in Eukaryota, Metazoa, Chordata, Actinopteri, Acipenseriformes, Acipenseridae. The transcript has 13 exons. Gene Ontology annotation, molecular function: protein serine/threonine kinase activity; ATP binding. Gene Ontology annotation, cellular component: cytoplasm; nucleus. The record is from RefSeq and is a predicted model, not a curated record. The coding region runs from base 163 to 2262 and encodes 699 amino acids.